UGCUCUCUCUCUCUCUGAAGUCCAAAACGGUUUCCAAAGGUACGGACCUUCCUUCCUUGCUUUUUCCCUCUUCCGCUCCUUUUCUUCUCCUCCUUCGUCCGUCUGCUUUGUUGAAGGCCUAGUUUCUAGGUUUCAGACUUCUGCAUGACGAUUGUAAGAAGCUCACAGAGGUGCUGGAUAUCAGGAUGCUCACCACCUGUCAUUAAUGUGGUUGUUUUGGCACAUCCUUGUUGUAUUCAGAUUGGAUCAGCCCAAUGUCUGCUGUUGUAGAGCUGGGGGUUUGAUUGAGUAGCUCCUAGGUAAAUACCUAAGAUCUUGGUCAUGUUUUGAAGGAUUGUUAAGCCAAAAAUCUGGACUCUGUAUGAACAAUUAUGGGUCAUUGUCUAAUUGGCGUCAGGAGCAGUUAAAAGGAUUUAGUCACCAAUUCCCGUUCUAUAUUCUCCAUUCUGCUCACAUAUGUGCUCGUUAAGCACAUUUUUACAAUGAGAUCUUCUGGUCUGUCUCUCUGGCCAACCUAUUGGCAGUGGAAAUUACCUGAAAUACUUUCAUGGGAUCAUCCCUUUAUUUUGGGAACAUGAUGUAACAUGGGAAACCAUUACAAAAUUUUAAUUGCUUCUUUCUCAGUUUUCCUGGUUAUCCUUAUCCUAUUUGUAAUCUAUACUUGCCGUAAGAAGUCUGUGCACAAAAAAUCAAGGGACGUUGAAGCCUCUCCUUAUUCUGGAGAAAAAUUUCGGACGGAAGAACUGAUUAAUUUUCCUGAUGGAGAGAACCUUUCCAUUCAUGAUAUAUUGGAUGCUAAUGGAGAAGUUGUUGGGAAGUCUGGUUAUGGUACAGUGUACAAGGCCAGUCUACACGGGAAUAAUCACUCAUUAAUGCUGCUUCGGUUUCUUAGACCUGUUUGUACCAGAAGUCUGAAGGACAUCAUUCCAGAGGUCCAAUUUCUAGGCAAUAUCAGGCAUCCAAAUUUGAUUCCUCUACGAGCUUUCUAUUCGGGACCUAGAGGGGAGAAGCUUCUCGUCCAUCCAUUUUUUCCUAGAGGAACAGUGUCUCAGUUUCUUCGAAGUAAAGAUGCCCGGUCGUUGAGACGGGUCAAGUUUUACAGUGUCUCUGUGGGCAUCGCCAAAGGACUGGAGUACCUUCACACAGGAUUAGCAAAACCAUUGAUUCAUGGGAAUCUCAAAUCGAAGAACAUAUUGCUUGAUGCCAACUACCAACCGUGCCUCUCGGAUUUCGGCAUCCACUUGCUGCUUAAUCCAACUGCAAAUCAAGUGAUGCUCGAAUCCUUGGACGCUGAAGGCUACAAAGCCCCCGAACUGAUCAAGAUGAAGGAAGCGAAUACGGAGAGUGAUAUCUACAGCUUGGGGAUAAUCCUGCUUGAACUGCUCACAGGAAAGGAGCCUAUCGUCGUGGACCCGACGUCCGGUCAGCACCUUCAUUUGCCAUCCCUAAUGAGAAACGCAAUUAUCAGUCAGAGGGUAUCGGAGAUCUUUGAUCCUGAGCUUCUUAGCAGGGAAGACCAGAACCCGGUGACAGAAGAAGGGCUGCUCCUGUAUUUUCAGUUGGCGAUGAGUUGCUGCGCUCCUUCGUCGUCAUUUAGACCCGACAUUCAACAAAUCAGAAGGCAGCUCGAAGAGAUCGGGUCUAAAGGGUUUCCUUCGUUUGCAUGAAAUAAUCCUAGUUUGGAAUUUUUGAGACUAGUUUCUGGUGACGGUGAAAGUUCAAAGGCGAUGGCAAUGAUGUUCCCUUUUAUUAUUGGUGAUGUGCGGGAUGACGAUUUGAUCUUCGUUUGACAA
This is a messenger RNA of Nymphaea colorata (pocket water lily), 1793 nucleotides long. RefSeq names its product putative kinase-like protein TMKL1. The record is from RefSeq and is a predicted model, not a curated record. Gene Ontology annotation, molecular function: ATP binding; protein kinase activity. Bases 585 to 1667 code for a protein of 360 amino acids. Gene Ontology annotation, biological process: protein phosphorylation. The transcript has 3 exons. NCBI's taxonomy places the organism in Eukaryota, Viridiplantae, Streptophyta, Magnoliopsida, Nymphaeales, Nymphaeaceae.